AAUACGUCAUUAAAAGUCAUUUUCAUUAGUCACCGAUAAUUUAAUAUUUAAGCCGCAUUGAGUUUUGUUGUAGUUGAUUCUUUACCGUGUUGUGCUGCUGCUAGUAUUGUAGCUGCUGAUUUUUUGUUGUAAGAGUAGAUUUUACAAAGUGCCACAAUGAGUUUACAGUGGACGAUCAUCGCGACGUUCUUGUACGCCGAAAUCGCAAUCGUGCUUCUCUUGACAUUGCCGAUCGCAAGUCCAUCAAAAUGGCAGAGAUUUUUCAAGUCAAAAUUCCUCGCUUACAUAAGUGGUCAAGCGUCUAUUUACUUCUUAAUUCUUAUUGGAGUGUUAGUACUAUGCCUUCUCGAUGCCAUCCGCGAGAUGCAGAAAUACUCAAACAUCGAGUCUUCAGACCACCAGCACUUGGAUGCAGAGAUGCAAGGUAACAUGAGGCUGUUCCGUGCGCAGAGAAACUUCUACAUUUCUGGGUUUGCGCUAUUUUUGCUGGUAGUAAUUCGCCGGUUGGUCCAAUUGAUUUCGGAGUUGGCGACUCUUUUGGCACAGUCCGAGGCUAACUUCCGUCAAGCGCAAAGCGCAACAGUCACAGCCAGAACGCUUCUGGAUCAGGCUGGCGCCGGUGACGAGAAGAAUAAGAAAGAGUUAGAGGAACUGAAGAGCCAAAUCACUCUGCUGGAGAAGGAAUUGAACAAAGAGAAGAAGGACAAGGAAGCUGUGAAAUCCCAGGCUGAGAGCCUCAACAAGGAGUAUGACAGACUUGCUGAGGAGCACAGCAAACUGCAGAAGAAGCUGACAGUGGCCAGUGGAGGGGACAGCAAGAAGGAUGAAUAGAUUUGUUCAUUGUAUAAAUCAUGGUCUGAUAAGUUAGUGAUGUUUAAAGUCCAAUUCUAUUUAUCAAGUCUUCACAUCACUGUUUAAUGCUAAAUGAACAACUUGGGAACAUAUUUGGCAUCAUUCUAUUUAAAAUAUGCUAUGAUGUAAUUGUGAUUCCAGUUAAUUCUAGAUCUAUGAAUAGGUUGCCUUAUUUUUGUUGUAAGAUCUACAAAAUUUGUUUACACAUCUAAUUAAUGUUUAUCUUCUAACAAAUCUGAUAUUAAUCUAAUGUCCACAUAAUUAUUGUUAAACUAAUUAGAUACUAAUGGCAUUAUUGAGAGUAAUGUUUUGCAUUUAUUUUUGUUACAUCCAAACGUAAAACGUAAAAUAAUAGCUUCCAUACAAUUGUACCAUUGUUAAUCGAUUAGCAGAAUCCAUUAUAAAUGUAAUACUGUACACAAAACAUGGUUGAUAAAUAAUAUUUAUAUAAUUCUUGUUGUGUGAGAGUGGAAUGAAUAUUUUUCAAUGCUUUCUAAAGCACUUUUUGUGCACACAUUACUUCUCAGGUAUUUUUGUAAAACAUGAAAAUGAUAAGUACUAUGUAAGUUGAUUUGUAUAACAAAAAGUCUGAAUUGUUAAUUUAUUUGUUUUAUUUUUUAUUAUAAAGACAAGCAAUGCAUAAUUUAUUGUAAUAUAAACCAGUUUGCAAUGUCGAUGAAAUCAUAAAAUUUUUGUUUUCUUUUUUAAUCUACCCUAAACAUACCUUUUCUGUGAAUUUUUGUUAUGUAAUAUUAUUAUUGCCUUAGUAUGUCUUUGGUUGCUUCGAAUGUUGAGAAUCAAAGUUCAAAGUGCAUUUUUACCCAGUUUUACUAAAUAAAUGAUGAGUCAUCUAACAUUGCGUAUUUUGAACAUAAUAUGUUUAGCAUAUUUCGUCAUUCAAGAAUUCCAAGGUUUACUUCCUUACAUUGCCGGAAAAUUGAUACUAGAAUGACGAAAUAACUUCGCGGCUUUUUACUUAGAUGCAUAGAAUUUUCUCAAAAUAAUAACUAUCAUGUUAAUUUCUAAUGUUUGUGGGAUGUUCAACCUGUUAAUUUUAUCACAGACAUCGAGCAUUAAACUAAAAUAAUUAAAAUUUGAUUUGAUUUGAAUGAUAGAAAGCAGAGGUGAAAAAAUAUUCAUAAUGGUAAAUACUGGUUCAAUGACCUUUUGACAUAAUUGUUUUUUUUGCCCGUUAUGGGUGAAGGUCAUUACUUAGAAAUACUAUUUUUUAAUUAAUUAAUUAAUUUUUUAUCAAUUAAUUAUUGUGUAAUUUAUUUUUUGUUUUUACUCUGUGUUUGUGGUAAAUAUAAUAAAAUUAUUUUGUAUAGUUACGAAUAUAUUGUGUCGGGUUGUUAUGGGUAGUCUAGUAAAAAGGAAAGGGUUUGUUUGUGAUUUGUACUCUUAUACUAUUUUCAGUGUUGCUUCGAAAUAAAUUUGUAUUUUUA
Messenger RNA from Spodoptera litura, 2297 nucleotides. RefSeq names its product B-cell receptor-associated protein 29. Gene Ontology annotation, cellular component: endoplasmic reticulum; endoplasmic reticulum membrane. Lineage: Eukaryota; Metazoa; Arthropoda; Insecta; Lepidoptera; Noctuidae. Gene Ontology annotation, biological process: intracellular protein transport; endoplasmic reticulum to Golgi vesicle-mediated transport. The record is from RefSeq and is a predicted model, not a curated record.